UCUACUCUCUCUCUCUCGCGCAGGCCGGGCCGAUGGGUAGGGAGCAGACCGAGACGGCUGGGCGGCGAGCGAUGCUGAGCGGCGGCGCCGCGACGGCGGCCGGCGGACGGCGGCGGCGGCGGCGUCGUCGCCCUCUUCUUCUUCUCCCGCUCCCUAGACCUUGUCGCUCCCUCUCCGUCCUCAUCUCCCUGGACGCCAUGGACCGGGUGCUCGCGCUCGACGUCGCCUACCAGCUGCCUCUCCUCCCCGCCAUGCUCGACAAGUUCCCCAAGGUCGUCGAGCCCGCCCGAUGGUGGCAACCGACCAAGAAGAAGCAGCAGCCGGCGCCGCCACGCUCGCCGCGGCGUUCAUCGGCUCCGGCGAGGCCGGAGCGUGGGCGUCCGGCGUGGCCGUCCUCUGCGGCGCGCUGGCCACGGCGAGGCGCUAGCCGGCGCCGCCACGCUCGCCGCGGCGUUCAUCGGCUCCGGCGAGGCCGGAGCGUGGGCGUCCGGCGUGGCCGUCCUCUACGGCGUGCUGGCCACGGCGAGGCGCUGGCCGGCGCCGCCGCGCUCGCCGCGGCGUUCAUCGGCUCCGGCGAGGCUGGAGCGUGGGCGUCCGGCAUUGCCGUCCUCUGCGGCGCGCUGGCAGCGGCGGUGAACACCGUGGAGCACGGCGGGCAGGUGGGCAUGGUGUUCAAGCUGUGCCGCAACGUGGCCGGCAUCUACCGAAAGAUCCAGGAAGACAUCAAGGCGAACCUCAAGGAGGCCGACGUCGAGCGGAGGGAGAACGGCGAGGUGUUCGAGACGAAGGUGGCGCUGCAGCUCGGCCGGAGCACGUCGGAGCUCAAGCAGUUCAGGGCAAUAGCCUCGCCGGCGGUCAAGGACGAGGACAUCAAGGAAUUUGCCGGGGCGGGAGGGAAGGAGGACCGGGCGGAGCCCGGGUCGGUGCCGCCGCCGUGGUGGUGGUCACAGUACUCCACGACGCGGGCGAGGGCGGCGCCCUUGACGACUUCGGGGAGGUUGACGACGACGUCGUCCUCGCCGCCGCCGCCGCGGCCCUCCUCGAGCAUCCUUCUAAUCGUGCCCGAUGCCGCGGUGAUCACCUUCGAUGAGGACGGAGCGGGAGCGGCAGGGUCCAGGGAGUGGGAGAAGAAGAAGAGGGCGCCGCCGCCGCCGUCCGCCGGCCGCCGUCGCAGCGCCGCCGCUCAGCCGUCUGCUCCCUACCCGUCGGCCUGGCCUGCGAGAGAGAGAGAGAGAGAGAGAGAGCAGAGAGGGGUGGAAGGGAGAGAGAAGAGGGGAAAGAGAGAUGAUGUGGACACCUGACAUGUGGGGCCACGUGGGCCCCACGCUGACUCAGUUGCCACGUAGAUCAAAACUGGGGUCAAAACCACCGAGGGACGUUGGGUGACCGGUUUUCGGUUUUGUAUAGUUGGGGGACCCCGGGUGUCUGGUAUUGCGGUUCAAGGACGUUUUUUAUCUC
Molecule: messenger RNA, 1458 nt
Organism: Oryza sativa Japonica Group (Japanese rice)
Lineage: Eukaryota; Viridiplantae; Streptophyta; Magnoliopsida; Poales; Poaceae
Source: RefSeq, a predicted model, not a curated record